UGCUCGCUCAUUUGUUGAUUGGCACGAGUGGGUCGAAGACGCUCUCAUGGUCCAUGGUUUUGACUCCGUUUCAUUUCUCUUUUAUGCUCGUUCUCGAGCCCCAAGGAUGUUGACACCACUACUAGACGACACAUGUUGCCUCAAUCUGACUUUCAAGUCUGAUGCUUGCGUGUAUGUUGCAAUUAGCACGUGAAACUACUCUCCUUUACACGGUGUCCAAUAUUUCAUCCCCCGUGAGGCGUCAUGUCUUCUGGGAAAGAUAGGAAUAGUCAAGAAAUUUCAGGUCACCAUGAGGUGGAUAGCGCGUCGACGAGGGACCACAGCAACGACUCUCAAGAGGAGCGAUCAACCCACACGGGUGACAACCAACCCCGAUGUUCGAUAUGCCACAGUACUUUCAGACGCCCUGAACAUCUAAAACGCCAUUUUCGCAGUCAUACAAAAGAAAAGCCAUUCAAAUGCACACGGUGUGGCCGUUACUUUUCUCGGACGGAUACGCUGCAUCGUCAUGAACUGAGCCACCACUCUGUUGGAACUAAAGGCACCGAGGGACACGCACACCGGAUUACAGUGAAAACAUUUCGCGCAUGCUUCAAAUGUGCAGUGGCACGAGUUCGGUGCAGCGGUGGUAUGCCAUGCGGUCGUUGCGAAAACCGGUCGCUUGCGUGCCAGUAUCCGACGGAGCGACGCUCCAAAACCAAAGGGCAGAAAGCACUAUCUUCCGACGCUUCUCCGGUGCUUGACGGCGCAUCGAAUAGUUCGGCAUUUCUUCUAGACCCACCGCCAUUGGCAGAUGACGUUGAUACCCACAUGAAGUCGUCGGACGGGCCUGUCAUGUCUCGAAGUUUGAACCUUGAAAUGACUCAGGCUCAAGCUCAAUUGCCCGGACAGAGUGUAUCAGAUGCGUUCUCGGGCUCUUCGAACAAGCUAAACGUCCAGAAUGUCCUUCGGAGCCAGCAUGAUGACGUUCCUGAGACGGAGCCUUCGCAUGCGCCUAAUGCCAGCCAACUCGGGACCGCAGUGUAUCCCUCUUUCCCUCUAUAUAAUGUGCAAAACCCACACCACGCCUAUCCUGAAGUUCCCACUUCAGACAUACGAAAUACUCACCCACGCAAUGACAAAUAUCCUGUUGGUAGUUUUACGAGGUCCCGACCCCUAGAAAGGGACGAAAACACAAAUGCUCUAGAAUUGACAGUGUCGGGCUUGCAGCAGACCUCAUUGGGCUCGAACGAGCCCAACCUUUCCACCAUCAACUGGCUUCCCAACGAUCUGUACCAAGAUGGGACAAACAGAGAAGCUCUUCGAUCUAAUGCUCCGGCCCAGGGCCCUCAGACAGGAGGUUCCUUGGGUCAAACGGUUUGGCUUCCUCCAGUUGUCGGUACGGGCCCGAUCAAUUCAUCACUAGAUAAAAGUAUCUGUCAAGCGCCGCUUAGGGAUUCUUCGACCAGCGGAAUCCCGAAAGAACCCAAUAACUUGGCCCAGAAUACCACUCAACCUCCUGUACAGUCAUCCACAAAACGGUUGACUGAUGAGUGUAUGGGUGAUGCUCCGCCUCCCUCUAAGUACAAUCGGACACAGAGCCUCCUGUCAAAACAACCCACAAAUUUUGUCAAUGUCCCUUCAUACUCGGAAGAAGAAAGCGCGCAGGGCUGCUUUUCCUUCCCUGCCAUACAUGAAUCUCAACACACGCCCGACGAACAAAGUGCCAUUGAAUUUCCCAUCGAGCCAUCGACAUAUGAUGACAUCUAUAGGUCUUUUAUCCGGCUAUGUUGCGCCGACAGUCUUUUUUAUGCCAAAUUCGAUUCGACCAACUUUCCGUCGGCGAAUGCUUUAUCAAGUUUCAUUCGUGUUUAUUUUGAAGCGUUCCAGCCAAUAUACCCCAUCUUUCACGCCCCUACAUACAAUCCAAACCACACUCAUUGGUCCGUCAUACUGGCCAUUUCGGCCAUAGGUUGCCAGGCUUCAGGCCUCCAUGAAUGUACUGUGGCAAUGAACGAGUUCCUUCGAAGAGCUAUAGCUUUCGAGAGGGAGAAACACCGCUCCGAGCAGACGCCUCUGUGGCUUCUUCAGGCAAUGAUGCUAAACUGCGUCGGACUGGCUUAUGGCGCAAGCGAGAAAACAAGAGCAUCUGCACUCAACAGCUUUGGGGAUCUGGUAACACUCGUGAGCCGUGAACGACUCUUGUAUUCUGUGAGCAGACCGAACACUACAUGUGGUGAAGAUACACGAGAGACCCAAUGGACUUCAUGGAUUGAGGAUGAAGUGAAACGACGGACCACGUACUUUGUAUGGCUUUUGGAUUGCACGCUCGCCUAUCAUUUUGAUAGUAGCCCGUCGCUGUCCUUGGAGGACGGCCAGGCUGCGCUCCCAUCUCACGAAAGCCUCUGGCAGGCGAAAUCGGCCGGGAUGUGGAAGCAGCUUGUUGAAACCCCCUCCGGUCCGGUAGGCGUGUCACUUUACGACGCUGUGCUGAUCAUGUACAUCGAAAAGCGACUGGUGCCUGGGAUCGGAGAUUUCACUAGCAUACUACUCACCCACGCUCUCUACCAGCGAACGUGGGAAGUGGGUGAUUAUUUUCGACGUCCACUAUCCUUUUGGGGCCCAACUGCAAAGAAGCAGUCUCGAGACGCAGCUAUCCCUUCAGGCUCUAUCUGGCUCCCAGGCAUUCCGGCAUACUCAAAAUGGCGCAACAGCGCGUGCGACUGUCUGGAUAUCCUCCAAUGGAUGAUCAACGGCACACAAGCACCAGGCCAUGAGCAUCCGAUAUUUUUACACCUCCACAUGGCACGAAUCGUUCUGCUCACCCCGUUCCGUGAAAUCCGAUCGCUAGCGACCUCGAUCGUGACGGGCCAGAUUGGGUGGACCCAACGCCAGCAGUCUAUCGAGUGGCAUUACAUCCUCCGUUGGAUACAGCACGAUCAGUACAAGGCCCGUCUGGCGAUCGUCCACGCGGGCUCUUGCUUAUCGCACAUCCGAAGCCAUUCGACGAAUGCUUUUCACGAGCCGGUGGCUGCCUUCCUUUCUAUUCUCACUCUAUGGGCUUACGGCAUGUGUCGCCCCCAGGAAUUCACAGAGCCUACCCUGCUUGUGGAACCAGCAUCUCGUCAGGCGACCAAGCCAACCUAUAUCCAUCUUGAUCACCCCUGUGACGACGGGCUAGUUCAAUCAUUUGUACGGGAUGGCCAGACCAUGAGCGGCAUUGUGACGGGUGCUGGUGAUAUAUGUGGCCCACAGGGGCCCAAGGAAGUCCUCCGUGUUGGCUGUAAGAUUCUCUCGGACCUCAAUUCGUGGGGAAUCUCUUGGCGCUUGAUUGCGACUCUGACCAAGCUUGCUGAGCUGAUGCUUUGAGGUCAUUAUAUGGACAUGUACUAUACGAGAAUCGUGUGUAGUAUGUAUAUAGCAUGUAAAUAGCAUAAUAAAGCCUGGACAUUUAAACCUCAACUGACAUGGCUGGAUAUAAG
Molecule: messenger RNA, 3461 nt
Organism: Aspergillus campestris IBT 28561
Lineage: Eukaryota; Fungi; Ascomycota; Eurotiomycetes; Eurotiales; Aspergillaceae
Product: putative C2H2 transcription factor
Exons: 6
Coding region: 244-3348 (1034 amino acids)
Biological process (GO): DNA-templated transcription; regulation of DNA-templated transcription
Molecular function (GO): DNA-binding transcription factor activity, RNA polymerase II-specific; zinc ion binding; DNA binding
Source: RefSeq, a predicted model, not a curated record